AUGAACAUCCUGGUACUCUACGCUGUGAAGAAGGAGCGGACCCUCCACACCGUGACCAACAUAGUGACCAACAUAGUGACCAACAUAGUGACCAACAUAAUGACUAACAUAAUGACCAACAUAGUGAAUAACACAGUGACUAACACAGUGACUAACACAGUGACUGACAUAGUGACUAACAUAGUGACCAACAUAAUGACUAACAUAGUGACCAACAUAGUGACCAACAUAGUGACCAACAUAGUGACCAACAUAGUGACUAACACAGUGACCAACAUAGUGACCAACACAGUGACUAACAUAGUGACUAACACAGUGACCAACAUAGUGACCAACACAGUGACCAACAUAUACAGUCUCCUCGGGCCGGUGUACAUGGCAACACCUUACGCACUGGUGUCCCGGUUCGAAACCCAGCCCACGUCGGGGUUAUUCACCUCCCGCACUGGUCAGGGCUACGGGGAGUAUUCAACAGGUAAGGUUGGGCAGGCCGUGCUCAAGGGGAGCCAGUAUCGCCUGCACGGUCCGGUAUAUCGGCGCACCUUCCGCGCCCAGCCAGUCAAGUCAGUGCCUAACCACCGCAACACAGGCUUCCAGUGCGUCUCCAGAAGGCCUGUCCUCUCCACGCACUCUCCCUGUGGUGCGUGUCUCCAGCCCAGUACUCCAGUGCGGCACACGCCAAGCCUCCUGUGCGUUCUCUCCAGAGCCGUACAACACAUGUUCUUCUCCCGACGUCGCCUUGAGGCCUACUGUGCGCCUCAAGCAGGCUCAGAGUCCGGCCGUUGCCACCGCCUGCACAUGCCUUGCCCUGCCCAGCGGUCCCUGGAGCUCAUCCGUUCUGCCCAGCGGACCUUGUCUCUCCAGGGUGGUCCUGACGGGGGAGCAGACAGCCUAGGGGGAGGCCCCUACUCCAAGUGGCCCGGCAGCCCCAACUCCCACAGCAACGAUGACUUUGAUUCAUGGAGCGGUUUCCGGCCGCGCACCUCCUCCAACGCCAGCACGCUCAGCGGUCGCCUCUCGCCCUUCAUGCCCGAGGACGACCUCGGAGACGGGGACGUGCACAUGGGCUACCCAGGAUCCUCUGGGGCCAAGAUGGCGAGCACAUUGCCCAGCCUGUCAGAGAUGGCGAGUUCUCUAGGCCACCACCACCACCACCACAGCUCAGAGAACCUUAUGGAGAACCUUCUGGAUAACCUGAACCUCCUCUCUCCCAAGAACACCCAGGUUGGAGGAGGAGGGGGUGCGGGACAGGGGUCAUCCCAGAACUCCCCUUCCCCCCUGAUGCAGGCCAGCCCCGGGGUAGGGGUGGGCUACCCCUCCUACUCCUCUCCCUCCAUGGUCCCCCAGCAACAACCCCAGCAGCAGCAGGACUACCGCAAGUGUCGGUACAGCCAGGCAAGGAUGAAUGCUCUCUCCCCCAUGUCCCCCAACCCCAUGCAAACCCUGGGGGACAUCAAGUCCAGCUUCAGCCCAUCGUCUCUGGGUCAAUAUAACUGUCCUGCCGGCCUCCUCAAGGAGCUCCUGACCUCAGACUCUGACCCCCACGGGGACAUGAUGCCCUCGGUCGACACGGUGGUCUCUCAGUCUAGUGCAGGGCGAGGCAGCGUACUACCUUCAUAUAAUGCCUCUCAGCACGGAGGAGGAGGAGGAGGAGGAGGAAGAGGCGGGAGUCUUCACCCCCACCCACACUCUCACUCUCACCCCCACGGCCUCCCUCAUUCCCAAACCCACCCUCACCUCCACAACCGAACCCCACCCACUUCUGUCUCGUCCAUGAACGGCUGCAACCUGAUGUCUCUGAGCAGUUUGAGCCACAGCGGGGGAGGGGGUAACGGAACCCGCCUGGGGGUCAAGAACCCCAUGCAGGUGCCCUACGGUCUCUCUACCCAUGGAGGACCAGGGGAGAUGCCCGGUGGGUUCUGCCCCAUCAACACUAACGGAUAUGGGCGUCCCGGCCUGGGUCUACCCCCCGCCCCCCACCACCACCACCACCUGGAGAAACUGCCCAGCGAUCUGGACGACAUGUCCAUUGAGAGGUUCGAGUGUGAUAUGGAAUCCAUCCUUCAUGACACCCUGAUGGACGGAGACUCGCUGGACUUCAACUUUGAACCCAUGGUGACCUCACAGGGGUUCACGACCCAUGGGGUCAAGACGACCACGCAUGGCUGGGUGUCGGGGUAGAGGACGGAUGGACAUGCACUCUCUUAAACAACAUAUACACGAUGGAAGGACACGUGGACUGACGGACACACACACACACACAGCUGGGUGUCUGAGUAGAGAACCAACAAACGAUCGCACACACACACACACACACACACACACACACACUCUCUCUAACACACCCACAGUUGUGUGUUUGAAUAGAGGACGGACUCUCUCAUACAUAGAGGAUCCUCUCUGACCAUCUUUCCUUCCAUCUGGUCUACCAGCUGACCUCCUCUUCAUGUUGCUUUUUAUUACAGGGUCAUAAACACUUAAAGCAUCUCAGAAUCACCAUGGAAACUAACUGGCAGAGCAAAAAAUUCCCCCCCUCCCGCCCUCACCUUCUCCCUCCGUCCUUCUAACGGUGCCCUAGUCAGUGACAUGCAUCAUCUUCAUCACCAUCAUCAUUGUCAUCAUUAUCAUCGCCGUCGUCCUCAUCAUCGUCAUCACAGAUAUUAUGGUCACAAAAGACUUCUCUCUGGUCGAAGCAGUCAGACAGUCAGUCAGACAGACAGACAGACAGACAGACAGACAGACAGACAGACAUUCACACAGUCAG
This is a messenger RNA of Salvelinus sp. IW2-2015, 2764 nucleotides long. The record is from RefSeq and is a predicted model, not a curated record. Lineage: Eukaryota; Metazoa; Chordata; Actinopteri; Salmoniformes; Salmonidae.